GUUCUGCCAGCUGUCCCACAUCUCAAGUCGCAAACCGCACCAGGAGGCAUCUGUGAAAUUAGUCGAUAGGUUGUCGAUAUAGGCUCGCAGGAAGCACACGGAAUAAAAAAAGACCAUUUAAAUCUUCCAUCGGAGAGGAAAAGUUUUGUCCCAGCGGAAAUAAGUGACAUUGCCAGGCACUGCCAGUUCCAAAACGAGAAUGGGCGACGCGAGUGAGAACCAGACCGAGCCAGAGCCCGAGCCCGAGCCCGAGCCCAUGCCGGUGGAGGAACCAGACUCUCGAGACUCUGAGAAAAUUGACUUGUCAUUAGAUGAAAUAAUCAAAAGGAACAAGAAAGAACAGAGGGAAAAUAAUAAGGCUACAAGGGCCAAAAAUAAAAGGCUGGCAAACAGAAACAAUGUCCUGAAGAAAUUAAACAAAGCGGGCCAGCAAUCAGGUGUCUUUUCCAGAAGAGGUGCCUAUCAAUUCCAAGGAUCUUACAGGUCAGGGCUCACAGGGACAGCUUUCCGAGGCUUCUACAGGAGGAGAGGAUUUGGUUUUAGCAGAGGAGCCUUUCGUGGAACAGGAAUAAGCCCACUGAACAGAACUGCAAUGAAUGCCAAGGCUGCUGGACAGUUUGAUCAGACAAAAUUUGCAUUCAGGGGUGCUUUUUCUCGACCAUAUCGUGGACGAGGACAAGCUUUUGGAAGGGGAAGGUAUACGGCACAGUUCCAGGCAAACACCAAUGGAAGGGGAGGCAGGCCCUUUGUCUUGAACAGAGCAUUCCCUACUGCCAGAGGGAGAGGAAAACAGGAGCGAUUUCAGAAAGUCAGAGGCUGGAAUAGAGCGCCAUCUGGUGGCUCCCUGUUGACUGUGUCACUACCCAACUCAAAAUCUGCCAGCGAACCCGGGGUGCGAUCAAAUGCAGGGGGCUCAUCAGAGACUGGCGGUCCUUUCCGCCAGCCCAAAGGCAUUCCUCUACACUUCAACUUCAAAGCAAUGACCAAUCAGACGGCUGUGACACUGAACGACCGAUUCACCACCCUGAAUAUCUGGAAUCGAGGCCAAAGGCCGCGCAGAGGUGAAGCCAGAGGAAGAGGUCGUGGACGAGGAGGAAGAGGAGGAGAAAGAGGGGGACAAAGAGGAAGAGGAGGGGCAGUCAGUAGAGGCGGGGGAAUUGGAAGAGGAAGGGGGUUUGGAGGAGGAAGAGUAGGAAGAGGAAGAGGAGGGAGAGGUAGCAGAGGAGGAGGAAGAGGUGGAGGAGUUAGAGACGAUCGGACUGUCACCCUUCAGGGAUUAGCGUAGAGAAGAGUUUCUGCUCUCUUGUUUACCAUACACUCGCGGAAGGUUGGAGGAGAUUUGGCUUUGUGUCACCUUGUUACUGUAAUACACCAAUGAAGCGUCAGAACGUGGCAACCAACCAAGAGUUUGAGAAAGACUGCCGAUUCAGUGUAGCAGUGUACAUUUAGAGUUCAGGAUGUAGCGUGUCAAAUUAUAAAUGUUUUUUUAAGAACAUGGGUAGAGUGCUGUGCAGUGUAGUAAGAAAAACAUAAUAAUACCUGAAACAAACAAAUGAAGUAUGCAUCAAAUACAACUGGAAAUGUUUUCUGGAGUAGGCCUAUCUCUUUUACGGCUUUGUCAGAGUGAUUUAAUGGUAGACCCAAAUACAGAUCUGAACUGGUCAAAUUUCAUGAAAACAUUUAGAAAUGUUGUCCUUUUUUAAGUCAUUCAAGAGGACAGACUCAGCUGUAUACAUGUACAUCGCCUCAUGUUGAUAAUUUUGCUAACUUCUGUGAAGAAGAGAGGGGGAGACUUCAAUGUAUUUGGUUUUAAAUAGGCUAUAGUUUUAAAAAAAAUGCUUGUCAUGAAACAGUUUUGUAUUUGAGUUAUUUUCAUUAUUAUUGUUUUUUUUUUCCAAACGUUUUAUCUUUGAUGAAUUUAUUGUAAAUAUGGACGGAAAUAAAAGUAUUGCUGUGGUAAUGUAGUGGUUCAUGUCCAGUAGAGAACAUUAUUUAGCCCUAGACUAGACCCACUCAUAUUGUAAUAUAGCACUCUCAGGUCUUUGGUUUUGAUGAUUUUAUUUUAUAUAUGGAGGAAAAUA
Molecule: messenger RNA, 2081 nt
Organism: Sardina pilchardus (European sardine)
Lineage: Eukaryota; Metazoa; Chordata; Actinopteri; Clupeiformes; Clupeidae
Product: H/ACA ribonucleoprotein complex subunit 1
Exons: 9
Coding region: 200-1285 (361 amino acids)
Biological process (GO): mRNA export from nucleus
Molecular function (GO): mRNA binding
Source: RefSeq, a predicted model, not a curated record